AUGUCAGGCCACCCGUACAGCUCUCAGCCCCCCUACGACUUGCCCGUGGCUUCCCAGUCAGGCGUUGACCUCCUCCCGAAGACGCCAGAACCCCCCUCUGAAUCUCCUGGCCCAGCCGUUCGUAACCCGGUCUCUGCCAACCAUCCGUGUCGAAAACGCCGAAUAUUUCGUGGAGAGGAUACCGGACCUACUCCCACAGCGCUCCCCGAGUUUCACAGCAUGGUCAAAGACGUCAGCGACGAAAGUCACAACAAUUCGGACAAGAAAGCAAAGUUGAUGCGUUCUUCGCGGUUCAUUCUAGACUCUUCAAAAAGAACUCUGGCAGAGGCGCACACUUCUGAGCGCGCCGACCUCAAGAAGAAGGCACAGCUAUCUCACACGAAGACAUCUUCCUCUACGAAGCCAUCCUCGUCUAAGAAGGUAUCGUCUUCGGAGCGGCAGGACAAGAAGGGCAAGUCUAGAGCGGUGUAUCGCAGAGACACCAGCUCUGCCGAGACUUCACAAAGCCGAUCUACGGGCGAAUCCUCCCGAACGUCAGACCCGGAGCCUUCACCCCAACCGCUAGAGACCGAAUUCCAGCGCGUGUCGAUCACUCCAAGUCCUCCAUCUUAUCAGCCUGUCGUCACUCCUGCUUGCUCUGCAAGCGCACCGGAAACUUCGUCGCCCGUCGUAGCCGGCCCUUCGCAGGACCUACUCCAUCGCAGUCCCGGUGCCUCUCACACAUCUCUCGACCCAGCGUCCGGUCCGCCGGCCCAUAGUCCAAGCUCGAGCAAUGCUUCUCAGUCUCAACCCCACCCAUCUCAGUCUGCUAUGCCGCCGCCUCCUCUGCCAAAGCCCCGGGCAGCCACGUCAACAUCCGCCCUCCCUUCUCAAAGCACCUCGCGCCCCAAGCCGUAUCGAUACGGCCCCGGCCAUUCGAUCAAACCAUACAACGCCAAGAAGGCUUUUAGGACGCCUUUUGCGAACCCGCCAGCCUCCACCCCCUCUGUGCGCAAAUCGGCAGCUGCUGGAAUGAGCAGUGCGCAGGCGGACUCACAGGUCCCCGACCCUGCAGAACCAGUCGCACGGGCACCGCGUAGUACUGGCUUCAGGAUUGGGUCCGGGUUGACGAUGUCGGCGCGACGACCAGAACCCGUGAAGGCGCAGGAGGUGGGGGAUUCGAGCGAGGAGUUAUGGGCAUUGACUGAGUGA
Messenger RNA from Epithele typhae, 1191 nucleotides. RefSeq lists its product as uncharacterized. The transcript has 2 exons. NCBI's taxonomy places the organism in Eukaryota, Fungi, Basidiomycota, Agaricomycetes, Polyporales, Epitheliaceae. The record is from RefSeq and is a predicted model, not a curated record. The coding region runs from base 1 to 1191 and encodes 396 amino acids.